CAGCCAUUCUAAAUUCUAACCCCCUUGGCAGUUGCGCAAUCGUAUAGUUCACGAGGCAUUGUAAUUUUUGGCGCCAACCAAGUGAAAGAGAAGAUAACAUCAUUAUUCUUGUUUUAUUAUACACUAUAGGAGAAAAAGAUGCCACCAAGGAGAGCGACUAAACGUACCGCACAAAUUCCGGAAGAAGGACCUAAGGACGCUAAACAAUCUAAAAAGAAGCAAGUAGUUUCAGAACUAAUUGUCAAACCAGACUUGAGAAUCGCUCCUCCAGGAGUAAUUCUCACAUUUGGUCAGGGUGAUGUGGGUCAGUUAGGUCUUGGAGAGCAUAUAAUGGAAAAGACUAGACCUGCUACAGUCCCAGGAUACCAAGACAUUGUAGCGAUAGCUGCAGGUGGUAUGCAUAACGUAUGCCUGACAAAAACUGGAAAAGUUUUGACUUUUGGUUGCAAUGACGAAGGAGCUCUUGGUAGGGAUACUUCGAAAGAAGGUUCCGAAACUAUCCCAGGAUUUACUGAACUUCCUGGAAAGGCAAUUCAAGUAACAGCAGGAGAUAGCCAUAGUGCUGCAGUCCUUGAAGAUGGACGAGUUUUUGCAUGGGGAUCGUUUAGGGAUUCUCAUGGUACUAUGGGCUUAACUACAAGAGGUAACGAACGCUCUCCAGUAGAGAUUUUACCUGGUGUAAAAGUAGUAAAAAUAGCAUCAGGCGCUGAUCACCUGGUACUACUAUCAGAAUUAGGAAACCUUUUCACAUGUGGUUGUGGAGAACAAGGACAAUUAGGUCGGGUGGCAUCGAGGACUGCAGAUAGACAUAACCGCCACGGUAUAGCUCCUCUGCUGACACCUGGCCAAGUUAUAUUUAAGAUCACAAAAAAGCUUAAAUUUGAAGACGUAUGGGCUGGUACAUACUGUACCUUCGCCAAGGAGUUUCAUAAGGGCGAAAUUUAUGUCUUCGGCUUGAAUAACUAUCAUCAGAUUGGAUUGAAAGAAUUGGUGCCGCACUUUCAUCCCCAAGUAUCAAAAACUUUCACAGGAAAAGUUUGGAGGCACAUCAGUAGUGGACAGCAUCAUACAAUCGCUUUGGACGAAAGUGGCCAAGUAUUUGUCUUGGGUCGUAAAGAAUACGGUCGUCUAGGUCUAGGACCUGGCUGUUCGGAUGCUGAGAAGCUUACUCCAGUUCCUGCUUUAAAUUUAAUCAAAUGUAUUGAUAUAGCUGCUGGAAAUGCUCAAUCUUUUGCUGUCACAGAUUCAGGGGAUCUGUAUGCCUGGGGAAUGGGUAGCAGUGGACAACUAGGUACAGGCAACGAAGACGAUGCAGAACUUCCUGUAAUGGUUAAGGGGAAACAAUUAGAAGACAAAACCGUAGUGCGAGCUUCUGGAGGAGGACAACAUACUUUAAUCUUGGCUGUGAGCCGUCCGGUCAAAGACAAAACCGCUGGUUAACGAUUAAGAUUGUCGUGCGUGCAGUUUAAUAAGUGCCGCGGGUGUGCGUGUGUCGCAGUUGUCUGAACAGUGUGAGAGAAGGAAAAUAAAAAUCAGUAGAUUCUGCGCACCUAGUUAGAAUUCAUUGAACUCUAUCGAGUAUUGUCAUUCGAUAGACCGAUUUGUAAAAAAAAAUGAAGAUCAUUGUAUUGUGCUAAGAAAUUAAUCUGUCGUCCGACAUUGUACUUACGUUACUUUUCUUGUUAAUUAUCGAUAAGAAAUAAAAUAUCGCAUGCUCAAAUUUAAUUCCGACUCGGCCUAGAAUAUAUUAACAAUGACAAAGCGGCAGAUCUUUUUCUUAGCAUAUUAGUUUCAAGAAAAAAAUCUUACUUUGUACUGUACCUACAUUUAUUGUUACAUUGAAUCAAUAUACUGUGCAUAGAAA
Molecule: messenger RNA, 1864 nt
Organism: Cephus cinctus (wheat stem sawfly)
Lineage: Eukaryota; Metazoa; Arthropoda; Insecta; Hymenoptera; Cephidae
Gene: Rcc1
Product: regulator of chromosome condensation
Exons: 5
Coding region: 139-1440 (433 amino acids)
Cellular component (GO): cytoplasm
Molecular function (GO): guanyl-nucleotide exchange factor activity
Source: RefSeq, a predicted model, not a curated record